Molecule: messenger RNA, 4873 nt
Organism: Lates calcarifer (barramundi perch)
Lineage: Eukaryota; Metazoa; Chordata; Actinopteri; Centropomidae
Product: AFG3-like protein 1
Exons: 17
Coding region: 611-2998 (795 amino acids)
Biological process (GO): mitochondrial protein processing; protein-containing complex assembly
Cellular component (GO): m-AAA complex; membrane
Molecular function (GO): metalloendopeptidase activity; ATP binding; ATP hydrolysis activity
Source: RefSeq, a predicted model, not a curated record
AGUACCUCAAAAUUGUACACAUGCCCAUCAUAGACUGUAUGGUACCCACAUAGUCAAAGAGUGAUUUGUGGCAUCAUUUGUAUCAGUCACGCCUGCUGUGGCUGCAUAUGGAAUAGCUAUAUGUAGUCUGUAGGGGAAGCUGUAGGUUGUUUAAGGGAGAGUAAGUGUGCAGGACGAGUGAUUGAGGACAUAUCCACCAUUCCUUAUGUAACAUAAUGCAAAGUACAGUGUCAUGUGUAACGAUUCCCAGAUUCAAACCUAGGCAUUAUGCAAUGUUAGAAUUCCAAGUAAAAAAUAUCCAAGUAACGUACUGUUGAAAAUGAUAGCACCACCACAAACGUGCAGAUAUUCUGUAUCAUCACAUUAUUUAGAUUGAAAUACUUCACUUGCAGACCACUCAGACAGGAGCUGAGCCCAGCAUUGUGAAAGCAAAAUCUACCUUUCGGGUGAGAACAGUAGAAAAAACAAACAAAACAUCAAAUCUCACUCUGCCCUUUUGUGACCGUGAUCUCGCGAGACGACGGUGGUUGCUUGUAUGUGGGUGCAUGAUAUUUAUCUGUGAGUCGGCGGUCAGUCGGGUGAGUGAAGCCAAGGGAACGUAGUUGAUACGAUGGGUCUCCUCUCCGUGAGCGUCGGGCCGUUUCGGAACCGAGUGCGGACGGUUCGGACGUGGAGCCGAGACUUAUCCACAAUUUCAGCUACUUUUCGCAACAGCGCUGCACUCGCGUCGAGAACGUCACUACUCCAGAGGAAAUGUGGAGGAUUUUAUCAGUGCAGUUUCUCACUUGCUCGGUUACUCAGCUCAAACAAACCACCAAGAGGUUUUGAAAAGUUUUUCCCAAAAAGUGAAGAAAGCGCUGGUGUCAACAAAUCAGCUGAAGAUGAAAAUAAAGAGCAAGAGUCUCUUGGAAGGGAAGGGAAGGACACAAAUGACGAUGAGGACGAAAGACGAAGAGAUGGCAAAAAGGAAGAAUCACAAUGGUGGACACGAUUUCAGGAGGAUUUUCCCUUGGAUGGAAAAGCAGUGCGUUAUAUUGCCAUUGGUGCUGCAGGCAUGGCCUCAGCUUUUGUGUACUUUUACUUCCGAAAGACGGGUGUCCAGAUCUCCUGGAAGGAUUUUGUGCAUCAUUUCUUGAGCAGAGGCUUGGUGGAUCACCUGGAGGUUGUCAACAAACAAUAUGUCAAAGUAAUUCCUGCCCAGGGAGUGAACACAUCAGAAGUGAACUAUUUGUGGUUCAACAUUGGCAGCAUCGACUCAUUUGAGCGUAACCUGGAGAUGGCUCAGCUGGAAGUGGGUCUUGACUCUUCACACAAAGUACCUGUAUACUACACUACUGAAAGUGAUGGGACACUUCUUCAUAGUGUUCUCCCAACCUUACUACUGGUUGGCUUUUUGCUUUUUACCAUGCGGCAUGGACCAAUGGCAGGCGGACGUGGAGGCAGGGGGCAAGGAAACCCCUUUAGCAUGAGUGAAUCCAAAGCCAAGGUGAUUAAAGACAUCAGCAGCGUGCGUUUUAAGGAUGUUGCAGGCUGUGAAGAAGCCAAACAGGAGAUCUUGGAGUUGGUCAACUUCCUGAAAAACCCACGUCAGUACCAGGACCUCGGAGCCAAGAUCCCAAAGGGUGCAGUGUUAUCAGGGCCACCUGGAACUGGGAAGACCUUGCUAGCUAAGGCCACUGCAGGGGAGGCCAACGUCCCCUUCAUCACUGUCAGCGGCUCAGAGUUCCAGGAGAUGUUUGUUGGCGUGGGCCCAGCAAGGGUAAGGGAUAUGUUUGCCAAGGCUCGAAAAAAUGCCCCCUGCAUCCUUUUCAUUGAUGAGAUCGAUGCAGUGGGCAGAAGGAGAGGCAGGGGGAACACUGGCAACCAGAGCGAGCAGGAAAAUACUCUUAACCAGCUGCUUGUGGAAAUGGAUGGGUUCAACAGUAGCACCAAUGUGGUGGUUUUGGCUGGUACCAAUCGAGCUGAUAUCCUGGAUCCAGCUCUGAUGAGGCCUGGACGCUUUGAUAGACAUAUAUACAUAGGCCCACCAGACAUUAAAGGAAGGGUGUCUGUCUUUAAGGUGCAUUUAAAACCUCUGAAGUUGGACUCCAGUAUAGAAGUAGAUGCUUUGGCCAGAAAGCUAGCUGCACUAACCCCAGGUUUUACUGGGGCUGAUAUUGCUAAUGUGUGCAAUGAAGCUGCUCUGAUAGCUGCACGUUACCUCAACCAGCAUAUCAACACUAAGCACUUUGAACAGGCAGUUGAAAGAGUUAUUGGAGGUCUGGAGAAAAAGACUCAGGUACUGCAGCUGCCAGAGAAGACUACUGUGGCAUAUCAUGAGGCCGGACAUGCUGUGGUGGGCUGGUUCCUAGAGCAUGCAGACCCCCUACUAAAGGUGUCAAUUGUUCCAAGAGGGAAGGGUCUGGGUUAUGCCCAGUAUCUGCCUAAGGAACAGUACCUGUUCACCCAGGAGCAGCUGUUUGACAGAAUGUGCAUGAUGCUGGGUGGUCGGGUGGCAGAGCAGGUUUUCUUUCAUCGAAUCACCACAGGAGCACAUGACGACCUUAGGAAAGUCACGCAGUCUGCCUAUGCACAGGUUGUAGAGUUUGGAAUGAAUGAGGCGGUGGGUCAGGUUUCCUUUGACCUCCCUCAGCAGGGCACCAUAAUAACUGAGAAACCCUUCAGCGAACCUACAGCCCAGCUUAUAGACCAAGAGGUCAGAUCGCUCAUAGAUGCUGCCUUCCAGCGAACACUUCAGCUUGUCACUAAAAAGAAGGAAAUGGUGGACAAGGUGGCAAAACGUCUUCUAGAAAAGGAGAUUUUAGACAAGGCUGACAUGUUGGAGCUGCUAGGACCCCGUCCCUUUCAUGAGAAGUCAUCAUAUGAGGAGUUUGUUGAAGGGUUGGGGGAGUUUGAAGAGGACACGUCUCUUCCUGAGGGGCUGAAGAACUGGAACAAGAACAAAGGGGAUGAAAAACACCCACAGAAUCAGCAAAACAAAUCAGCCCUUUACUUGUAGGUGGACAUGCUGCCUCAAGGCAAAUACUCAUCUGGAUUCAGAUGAAUAUUUCUGAAGAGCAGCACAGUCUGGUCCAGACUGCAGCUUGUCAUGGCUCUGAAAACAAAAACUGACAGCUGCCAGAGGACAGAUGGUGAUGUGCUGCACAGGUCUUUGGUGACCAAGAUUAUGCAAUGUGCAAUUUUUUUAUUGUAGUUUUUAUGUCACAGCAGGAAUUCCAAAAAAGUGACUCAUCUUUAUUGUUAGGGCAAAUAAGAGUCAGUAAGCUAAAGCUCUUGGCACAGUGCAUUUUAUAGCUGUCAUUUAAAUGGAGGUGCCUUCUCUACCCAUCCUCCUACGCUCUAAUGCAGUCCUCUAGUGCAAUGACAAACAAACCACAGAACAAUUGGUAGUCAUGGUCAAUGUCCCCCCUAAUUUUUCAUGUGUCUGAGCAUACACACAAACUCCCUGAGAAUUCCUUGGUACACUGUGAGCAACAUCAGACGUGUACACUGUCGCACACUGUAAUUUAUAUGCAGUAUACUCUCUGAAUUACCUGAUCUCACGUGAAAGGUACUUUAUGUUACAUGUAUACUGGUCAACAGGCUGUGCUGGUAUCAUAUAUUCUGAGGCUCAUUCUCCUUACUCAGCUUAACUCAGUUUCAGUUUCCUUAGGUGCAUAUUCUUUAGUCUGUGGUAGAGAUUUCCUGAAACCAAUAAAUCUACUAAGGAUGCUUUCACUCUUAGCCAGCACUUCAUUAUGUUGGAGGCUAAAAAUGUAAUGUGUUUUGAGUGAUUGGGGAAACCAGGUUUCCCCUUUUGAUGACUGUUUGUAAACUGUCUUCACACUGUUGCAUAGUGAAGACAUUCUUACAUUCCUAGGACAUUGUCUCAACUUAAAUACAUUCAUACAUUUUCAUGUGUCAUAGUAAUAAGAGUCAGCAUUGAUGUAGACAUCAGUAACUUAAGGUUCAGAGUUAAACUCAGCACUGGAAACAACUGAGCUGAAUAAGAAUCAAAUAUAAGCUUAAAGAAAUGCAUACCAGACACUGCUGCAGUUUUUACUUUCAGACAGAUUUUUAACUCCUCAGUCACACUACCUCAGUCUCUGUCUUUGGACAAUUGAUGGCUCACAAUAGUCAUACUAUAGCCUGUUUUUUCCCUAUUUUUUUGUUUAUGAUAUGAAGUGAUGUUCAGGCUGAUGCCUUAUGUACUUCACUGUAGUACUGUUAGUGUGGAUGGAACAAAUGAGUAAGUGGUGAAAAUAAAGAGAGGCUUAAUUGGCUUUUCCGUGAAUGUGUUUGUGACCCUCUUCCAGCUAUUUUUAACAUAACAACAAAUCAUUCUUUCAGUCAAUCAUGGGUCACUUUGAAUGUUUUGCUAACUGAGGCAAACAAGCUAAGCUACAUAACUACUAAUGUAGUAUUCUCAUUUCAUGCAUUUGAGAACCACUCCUUCAGGGGCUGGUCACACACUGUUGACAAAAUGUUAACGGUGUCUUAAUCAUUAGUUGCAGGAGUUCCCCUUUCUCCUGUGCUGAGCAAACAAUUUUGAUAUAAAAAUACUUGAACUUGUGUUUUGCGGUAUGAGCAUAGUGGGCUCUUUUGAACCAGGUUUUCCAUUGGGUAUUUAAAACAGUAUGAUGCCGAAACAUUUUGUCAUGUAGAUUAAAAAAAAAAAGACAUUAAUAAAUGAUGAACAGGCUGGUUGUAUAUCAGUGUAUAUGACAGAUACUGUGUGUUUUGUGCCUACUCGACACUGUUUUUGCUUGAUGAAUAUUCCUUUUUACAUGUCAGCCAGGAUUAUUGGUUUCACAUUCAGAUGUGAAGACAAACGAAGACAUGAAAUGUGAGGCUGCUGUGGCUCGCACCAAUAUUAAACAGUUUUUAUACUCUA